UAAGUUUCUUCAGGAAACUUAUUUCCAAUAGAGUACUAAAUAGAUAAACAUAUUUACGGUGAAGUACCAUAUGAAUAAGCUUCUUCUGAAAACUUAUUUACAGAAGCUUAUUUACAACGGAUUACUAAAUGAACAUCUAUAAUAUAAUAUAUUUAUAACAGUGAGUUUAUAUUGUGCCAGAUGAGUGAAAAACCCCAAGGGUGGUUUACCGUAAUUUUCUCAAAUUUGGUUAAAAGUCGUAGUUGCCCUUCUUUGCACCCAGUGUGCUCUCUAGUCUCUACCACGCCGCUGUACCAACUACUCACCUAUUUGCCGAUGUGGCGUCAAGGUCUGAAUCUUGUGCGGCGAGCCUCACCGAGAUUAAUUGUUCUCCCUCAUUCAUCAAACUCUAGCUUCGGAAUCAGACAAAUUAUUACUGGUUCAUCUUCAUCAUCGAGCCCAAGCGUGUCGAUAUGGAGACGCAAGAAAGAAAUGGGAAAAGAAGGUUUAAUGGUUGCCAAGGAACUUAAGCGCUUGCAAUCGAACCCAAUCCGGUUUGAGCGGUUCAUUAAGUCCCACGUUUCUCGUCUUCUCAAAUCUGACCUUGUAGCUGUUCUUGCUGAGUUCCAAAGACAAGAUCUUGUUUCUCUCUCCAUGAGGUUGUAUGAGGUUGUCCGCAAAGAAAUAUGGUAUAGGCCAGACAUGUUCUUUUUCAGGGAUAUGCUUUUCAUGCUUGCAAGAAACAAAAGCGUAGAUGAAGCAAAGAAGGUAUGGGAUGAUUUGAAGAAAGAAGGAGUGCUUUUCGAUCAGCAUACAUUUGGUGAUCUUGUCAGGGCUUUUCUAGACGGUGGAUUACCUUCAGAGGCAAUGCACAUAUAUGAUGAAAUGAGGCGCUCUCCUGAUCCUCCUAUGUCUUUACCUUAUCGUGUUAUACUGAAGGGGUUACUUACUUACCCAGAACUGAGAGAAAAAGUGAAGGAUGACUUUCUGGAACUGUUCCCAGAUAUUGUAGUUUAUGAUCCACCUGAAGAUUUAUUUGAUGAAGAAGAAUGGAGAAAGGAGAGCGAUGAUGAUUAGAGUAUGUUGCUGACUCAAAUUUUCUCAAUGACAUUUAUAUUGUCCUCUGGACAAGAAGAUAGUGGUUUGGUAAAUUUGGUCUUGAGAGAUCGUAAAAGCCUUUUAGCUGCUGAACAGAUAAGUGCUUCUCAUUUUGAGAAUUUGAAAUCCAACCCUGGAAAACCGUGCAAAAGUGAAAGCUUAUAGGCACGCAGGUAUGAAGCUUACCCAUAAUAUCUAAACUGAAGUUUGGUCGCGUGCUUCUAAUGAAGUGGAUAUAUUAUCUUCUGCAAUUUGUGCUGGAAGAGAAGCUGCCAAUUUUCUCCUUAUUAUGUUUCACUCUUAUCAAAAGUUAACGAAAGCCUGCAGUUGUUGAGGCUAGCCAUUAUCACCAUCUCAUUUAGUUAUUCUUAUGAGAUGGUGAAUGUUAGUAAAUGCUUCAUCAAAUAAAUAUAUAUGGUCAGUCAUCCAAAUUAUUGGUUAUGGUAUCCUAAUUCUUCGGAACAAUCCGGUUUCUGCAGUACUGUUCUUGAACUCUAGCAAUGUUCUCAUAUAGUCACAUCAUGUGAUUGAGUUUUGAUCUUCACAUGAUUGAAGUAUCAAGCUAUGUGGUCAUUAUAUAGCAUUUGGCACGUUGCAGGGUUCGAUAUCUUCAAGGCCUGUCUGUAUAUAUUUCUUGCUGUCAUCUCUUCGGGGCCUUUUGCUAUCAAAGUAUUCUUACUAAAAAGUGCCGAUUCUGUGAGAUUUUGGUUUUGGAGUUUUAAAUAUGACAAUGCUAUAUUUGUUGCUGUGGAGUUUAGGUUUCUAAGAUAAUGCCUCGGCCUACAAGCACCAGAAAGAAAAAUGGAAAAUAUAAAUCAUUUUGAGGCUCCUAUUUGUUAGUCUAAGAAAUGGAACGGGAUUCGUCGAGCGUUUGGGCCGAUUGACUGUUCUAGUUUCAUGGUUCUAGCUUCAAUGACUGUUUGCUCUUUCAGAUCAAGCCAGGGAUAUGAUGUUCUGAUUCACUCGAGCGUUGACAAAACCAAAUUUCUUGCAUAUUAGAACUCAUUAAAGCUCGAUUCGCAUCAUUAUGUUCGAUAAAUGGAAUGAGGGAAGCUCCAAUAGAAAAAUAUUGAAAAGGAAAAAUACUUCGAAGAUGAACCUGUUCCAUGCAAUAGUCAAGAAUUCUUGAUGGUAUCGAGCUGGAACAACUUGUUCUUCCUGAAUAUCCCGAUUUAAGGCUAAAGAAUUUCCUUGCGUUCGGGGUGGAGACUCUUUCGGCCAGAUGGUCUAGAACUUUGAGAUAUGUGCCAUUUACCUUCGAAUAAUUGUAUUUGAGCAACGGUAUUGUUAUCCUAUAUUUGUUUGGGUCAAAGAGAUAAAAGAUGGGAGGAGAAGUAAAAAGUGAGGAUUCUAGGUAACUUUUUAUUUGCAAGUAAAUGAAGAAGGAAUAUGGAGUUGGACUAAAAUAAGAAGAAAUGAAAGACAAAAAUAAAAAGUUUAUUGUUAA
Molecule: messenger RNA, 2524 nt
Organism: Nicotiana tabacum (common tobacco)
Lineage: Eukaryota; Viridiplantae; Streptophyta; Magnoliopsida; Solanales; Solanaceae
Source: RefSeq, a predicted model, not a curated record